AUGAAGGCGGCGCGCGCUCUGCUUGUAGCCGUAGCAACGCUGGGAGUGGCGCCUUUCUGCACAGGUGCGUUUGCAGGGCCUUGCUCUGUCUGUGCGCCGCCGCCGAGCCCGCCCUUUCUCGGGACUGAGGACGGGAGGGCGGGACGCCUGUGUGUGUGUGUGUCUCUUUCUCCCUCUCUCCUUCUCUCAGCAAGAGGAACUGGGGGUGGGCGCGGGGGUUCACCUGGGCUCCCCGUUGCUCGUGGGUGACCCUCAUCCCUGGGGCGGGCGAGGGUCGGCAGCGAAGCUGAGGGCUUUCGCUUUGGUGCAGCCUCGCGUUGCCGGAUAGGAAGACGCGCUUCCAGGAAAGGCGGCGCGAGUUCUCUCCGCUCCGAGCCCUGGCACGCGCUGAUAAUGCAGGGCUUCCAGGAAUCGGGCUCGCUUUCCGCUUCGCUUGCGCUCGUAGAUUUGCCUGCGGUGGCUUUUGGGGGAAGGGCUGUGGCCCGGUGGAAGAAGACUUGCUUGGAAUGCAGAAGGUCCGUCCGUCCCCCUCAACUCCGCUCCCGGAAUCUCCAGGCAGGGCCGGGAGAAAACGCUGCCCGAAACCUCGGAGAGCUGACCUGCGUGCUGGUCAGUGUAGCAGACAAUACCAGAUGAACCAAUGGCAGCUGCUUGGUGGGAUCAUACUGGGGGCACGGGUUAAGUAGCAUGGGUGGGUAAGUUAAGAGGUGUGUUUCAUGGAGUAGCUUGCAAAAACGCACAAUAAUAGCAAAAUAAAAUAGGUGCUGAAAAUAUGGAUAGCUAUGGGCAUACCCUGCUGUAUGUUAAACCGCUGUUUCCCUUUGCUGUAGUUAUCAGGGUUUUGACCUUUACCACGAGCAGAAGAUGUGAAAGCUUGUAAGCAGUAUUUUUUCUUUUAAAAAAUGUUUAGGGGUACUCUCGUUUUCCUACUCAUAUUGAAAUACUGCCCCUCAAUGAGGCCAAACUGAGAUUCACAAAAUGUUUAGGGGUAUGUGUACCCCUGCGUCCCCCCAGAAAAAAGCGCUGCUUGGAAGUAGUAACAUGCAUGAUGGAAACAGCACUCUAUAUUUAGUCCUAGAACUUUAUCCUCAUGUGUGUGUUUUUGUGAAUAGAUAUUGCACCCUGUUAUGAUGAGUACAUAAGAAAAACCUUGCUGGAUCAGACCCAAGGCCUAUUUAGCACAGCAUCUUACUUACCACUGUGGCUAACUUGAUGUCUAUGGGAUGCUUACAGGCAGAACACCUCCCUCAUUGGUGUUCUCCUGUGACUAGUGUGCUGCCUCUGAUCUUGGAAGCUGUAUGGACCCAUAAUGUAAAACAUGCAGAACUUUGAAUCCUGCUUUUUAAAAUGUGUGUAAUAUCUUGUUCUGUAGAUACUUGUGUAUCUAUACUAUAGCAGUUGUGUACCUGCUCCUCCCUAAAUAUCUGUGAUACUACCUCUCCCCUUCAGUGCUCUUCUCAAAAGCCACGCAGCCUUUGCUAUAUUCACUUAAUCCUAAUUCCAAAGCAGCCCAAAUUUUAAGUGUGUUGGAACUGCAUUUGACUGCAUUAAUCUUCUCUACCCUCAACCCUCCUGGUGUUGUUUUCCCUUCUUGUCUAGUUUAAAUUGUAAGCUCCUUGGAACAGGGAGAUGCCUAUUUUUCCUUACGACACUUUGUAAGGUGCCAUGUAUGCUGAUGACACUAUAUAAUGACCAGAAAACAUGUUAGGACAGGACUGAGCUUUCUUUGAUCAAGGAGCACUCUGCAUGUCUUGGACUACAACUCCCACUGUCCCUAACCAUUGACCAUGUUGGCUGGAGCGGAUGGCAAUUGUAGCCCAAAACAUCUAGUUGGCGAAGGCCAUUCUAUGCAUUGGCAUGGCCAACUGUAGAAUUGUACAAUAAUGUCCUUAUCUGUGGUAUCCUGUAAGGGAAGCUUGACAAUUAGGAGCAAUACAGCUUUUAUACAGUACUUUGGGUUGCUACCUUAAAUACAGUAAAAUAAUGUCAGUCUGUUUCUUAUAACCAUCACUGAAGGGCUCUUUGUGUCAGUGAUAUGCAGCAAACAAUUUUCCAGUGCUUUAUUUUUGCAUCCUCCCCUCCUUGUUUAAACUCUUUAGUAACAGUGAAUGGAUGCCAAUUGAAAAUGUAAUAAGGAGACUUGGCAGUUUCAAUACUUUGGGCAUUGUUUACUAAUUGCAAGUUAAAUAAAAAUGCUAGAUUAGAUCACUCUAAUUUCCCAGUGCAAAUUAUCCUAUUAAGAUGGCCCUAAUUGGAAUUGGAAAUGUUUCCAGGAAGUUCACAUCACAGCUGUAGGUGUUCAGGUUGACUGUAUGAAGAAGCAAACGGAUGCAAAAGGGGUAAACCACAGAUACUGUGUGUUCCAGCCAAAGUAUUCAACCAAUGCAUGAUCAGUAUUUGUCUGAGGGAGGCUGCACAGUGUUCCCAGAAGGAACAAGGAUUGCCCUGCCUGUUCCUGCUUGUGUCUUAGCACAUUUAGACGGGAGGGCUAAAGAGGAUUCAGUUUCAAUGAAUUGGAGAGGGCACAGAUGUAUUUCAGGGUAUGGUGUGGAUGUAGUAGUACAUUGCAGAGAUGAUUUGCAGUAGCAGCUGGCCGGAAGCACGAAACAGUUUUAGAACAUUAUGGGGAAUCUAUUGGAAUAUAACAAUAGAAGAGCAUUCGGUCUCUGGGAUAAAUUCCUGUAUGGAUCAACCUCAACCAUGUUCAGAGAAACAUCCUUCCAAAUGGUUCAAAAGUUGUAUUUAACAUUUUUGAGACUGUCAUGUAUAUCUGAAACCUCCUCAUCAAUCUGUCGGAGACCAUGUGGCAAAGUGGAGUUGUUCACCCAUAUGUGGGAAGACUGGGAGAUCUCAGAGAUAAAUGGAACACCAUUACAAAAGACACCAGAACUUGCUUUUUGAAAUGUGUUCACUGGAAAAAAUCAAGAUGUUGUGAGAAACUGGUCAGGUUUUUAUUAGUGGCAGCAAGAACUCAGAUUGCUAAAUACUGGAAAGAUUUACAAGGACUUCCCUUAUUGAAGUGGCACGAAAAAGUCUGGGGAAAUACCUCUUAUGUAAAAGCUGACACAGCAGUUAUGGGUCACAAGAGGUCACAGGAAGAAAAGUUCUUUUUCAAUGUAUUGAUAUAACUUUAUAACAGCAGAAUCACACAGCUAUUAAAGGCACAGAAGCCCUGCCCCCUUUUGCACCUGGGUAUUCUACUUCCAGCAAGAGUUGUAAAACUAGAUGGCAUUGGUCCCCUUUUAGGCCUAUUCUUUGAAUUUUUUCUUUUAAAUACAUGGAUAUUGGGUGUGUGUUUUUUUUAAAAAAAUGUGGACUUCAUAAAUAAGUGAAGUCCAAUGUUUCAUUAGAUCCUUUGUGUAUUUCCCCUUUAAUAGGGGAAUAAUGGGGAAAUACUAAUGAGGAAGCUAAUUCACUCAAAGUCUUAUUUUCUUCUCUGGAAUUAGGGGUGAGCAAUAAGGUGGUCAAGUUUGCUGAUGAUAUCCAAUGAUUUAGGAUGGUUAAAACAAAAAGGUGUAUAGCAAAGAGCUCCAAAAAGAUCUCUCCAGUCUGGAUGAAUGGGAAUUAGAAUGACAAAUGCAGUUCAGUGCAAAUAAGUAAAAAGUGAUGUAUGUUAGGACAAAAAAAAAAUCCAGCUUCACAGAUAUACUGAUGAGACCUGGCCAGUGACUGACCAGGAAAUGGAUGUUGUAGGUUGUGGUGGAUAAUGUGAUAGAAAUGCUGAAUCAAUGUACAGCUGCUGUGAAAAAGGUGAGCUUCAUGUUAGAGAUCAUUAGGAAAGAGUCAGAAAACAAAUACUGUAAAUAACAUAUUUUCUUCAUACAAAUCUCUUGGAAUAAGGUAUGCCAGAAUUGUGGAGUUUUGUGUGCUCUGUGGACAAAUACGGUAAUUAUCUGGUCCUAGCUGUGCAGGCCAAAGUGAACAGAUGGGUGGGACCUCCCACCUGCAAAUCACUUGAUGUCACAAUGACGGCAGAUGAUUGGGUGCUUUGAAGUCUAGUAGUUGGGACCUCAAAGCACCACAAAGGGCCUGCAGAUAUCCUGCAUAAUGCUUUAAAGUGCCUGAGGCUUUAGUAGAGCUAAAGUCUACUUUCUGUAGGCAUCAGCUCCAAGACCUAGUUUCCCAAGCUGUACAUGUAAUAAUAAUAGGCUUCAAAUUGCACAAUACUGCUGAAAAAGCAAGUGCACAUUUGCAUGGGUGUGCUUUAAACUGUUCUGAUGACUUUUGCUGGAGCAAACAUUAAAAACUGACUACUUCCUCAGAAGACAUGAAUAGAAAGUACCUUGUCCAGAAAACAUAAGAAUCAGAAAUGUUGUCAAUAUUAUGCCACCUCAACACAGGGUUACUCUGAAAGAAGGUAAGGGAAUCUCCAUAUUUCACUUCCUUUUCUGCAGAUAUUUAUGAUCUGCUUACUUGCAUUUCAUGUCUGUUUCCUGUUGCUCUCUUACUAAGUUCUUCAGUAAAGUUCAGAAGGUGGUUAAUGGCACACUGCAUUCAGUUGUGUCUAUUAUAGCCUUGACAUAAUUAUUUUCAUUUUUCAAAAAUAUCCAUAGGGUUGACAUGUUUGGAACCACCUCAGAACGUUACAGUUUUCAUUGUUGAUACGAACAUCACUCUGAAAUGGCUCUGGAAUAAUUCAUGUGGCCUCAAUGGGACCUUUUCAGUUCAAUACCAAAGGUAAGUUCUCAGUUGUACUGUGACUCACAUCAACGACUUGUAACAGAGACUUUUGAAAUAUUGCUGGAGCUUUUCUUCAGUAUGUGAGUUCCGUCCUAGUCCAUGAGUUGCUGUAUCUGCCAAAGAAAAUGUUUACAAGACACCAGAUAGACAGAACAGGCAGUUGUGCCUGUUGGAGGGGUAAAACUGCAAAUGCUAUGAUGUAGCAUAUAUUUUGGACCUAUCCCAAAAUUAGAAAAUUCUAGAAAGACGUAGCAAUGGAAAUUGAAGCAAUAACUGGCUUUACUUUACCCACAGAUCCUCUAAUUUUGCUACUUGGAUAUGUUAAAGAAAUUGUACUAAUAGAAGACAUGGGAUUAAUGCAACAUCUCUUAACUACUGCCAAAAUUAUUAUUUAUUAAAAUUGGCAGGGGCGGGGGACGGACGGAAUGAGAAUACCAUCCAUGAACGAGCGGACAACUAUAAUCAGGGGCAUAUAUGUAUGGCUCGGCCUAUGUAUAUGUUGAGAACUACACAGCGAAAAGACUGAUACUGAUGAAUUGGAAAAAUAAAAAUGCGGCUUCCUUUUUUUUGCAUUCCGGGUGCUGUGGAUCAAAAUUGAAAUGAAUUUUACACAAAGAUACUGUAAGGAAUGCUUACUGAUCCAUAAUGUCUGAGGACUGCUUUGCUUUUUUCUUUCAGUGAAUCAGACAGUGAAGAGAGCAAUGCUGAAAGCUGGUCACUUAUUCCCGAGUGUCAGGCUGUAAGAAUCACAGAAUGUGACCUUUCAUCAGCUAUAACAGACUAUUUUCAGCUUUAUAAUGUGAGCGUAAGAGCAGACACAGGAGAAGAGCACUCUUCCUGGGCUUAUUUAGUAUUUUCUCCUUAUACAGAAGGUAUGAAUAUGUGCCUAGUUUAUUCAAGUUACGCUUUAUACAGUUGUUAAAUAUGGGACAGGUAACCAAUUGCAAAUGCCUAGUUGUUUCAUUAUCUGACUUCCAGAUACCAAACUGUUCCUCUCUGAGGCUUACUCCCUAGUAAGUGUGUUUAGGAUCACAGCCUCAAUCCACUGAAAGUGGCAAACAAUAGCUGUUCAGAAUUAUGGGUUGUUUUUUAAAGUGAAGGAAUCUCUUCUCAUAGAGGAGGGUGGCACAUAACUGGGUUCUGUUUUAAAGUCCAGGAUGGGGUGGGGGAACUCACUGAAUAGAGUAUUAGUUUCAAAUUUCGGCUGUGGUGUUAGCAUUCCAAGCAGUGCUGGGUGGCUUUGACUAGCCACCCUUUUAAUUCUCUACGAUGCCCCAGAGUGGUGCUAGGUCAAGUGUAUUGUGGGAAAUUAAAAAGCUAGGUGCAGCCACCACCUGACACUGCUCAGUCUUGGGGCCCUGACAGCCGCCCAAGAAUGCUAGACGCUGAUGCUAAUCCUGCUUCCACUCUCCUUUCCUGUCUGUUGUGGUGGAGGGGUGGGAUUAGAAUCAGUCCGGCUGCAGGAGGUAGGAGGGAAGGUGAGCAAGGAGUUUAUUGCUUCUUUGCCUCCAUAGGGCCAAACUAGAGGUGACAUAUGCUAUGUAAUUUGCACUCGUAUAAUUGUUGGGUGAGCUGGAGUCCAUCCAUGGCACACAGGGAGGGUACUUACUUACUCUUUGACCCUGCUAUGGUCCUUGUUAGAAUGAGACACAGCUACCUCACACCUGCUGUUCACAAUGGAAGAAAAAUUCUCAUUGUGUAUACCCUGCAAGGCGGGACACGGGUGGCGCUGUGGGUAAAACCUCAGUGCCUAGGACUUGCCGAUCGUAUGGUCGGCGGUUCAAAUCCCCGCGGCGGGGUGAGCUCCCAUCUUUCGGUCCCAGCUCCUGCCCACCUAGCAGUUCGAAAGCACCCCUAAGUGCAAGUAGAUAAAUAGGUACCGCUUUAUAGCGGGAAGGUAAACGGCGUUUCCGUGUGCUGCGCUGGUGCUGGCUCGCCAGAGCAGCUUCGUCACGCUGGCCACGUGACCCAGAAGUGUCUGCGGACAGCGCUGGCUCCUGGCCUCUUAAGUGAGAUGAGCGCACAACCCUAGAGUUGGACACAACUGGCCCGUACGGGCAGGGGUACCUUUACCUUUUAUACCCUGCAAGGAGGGGCCCAGUUUCAACUGGGACUGGCAGGGGCAAAAGUUAAAGCCCCUCUCUCUUCCUGCCGCUGUCACGGUCUAGUUUUUCUAUCCCCCCUGCACUAGCUAUUUAUUUUUUAGGUAAAACAGCUAUACAAGACUGAACUUUGUGGCAAACAUCACUUAGGGAAGUUUUUAAUAUUUAAUGCUGUAUUGUUUUUAACACUCGAUUGGGAGCCACCCAGAGUGGUUGGGGAAACUCAGUCAGAUGGGCGGGGUAUAAAUAAAUUAUUAUUAUUGUUGUUGUUGUUGUUGUUCUUGGGAGCAGAGUCACCAUAAUCAGAAUGUAUGCUGCUUCAUCAAAAGCACUAUGAAUAUGAAUAUGAAUAGUACAAACUUUUAAGUGUACUUAAGUUAUGUUGUUAUCUUGGUCUGCAGCCCAAGUCGGUCCCCCAAGAGUUCAGUUAGAAUCAAUAUAUGGAGGAGAUGUGAAAAUCAUCAUUUUCAGUCCUGAAGCAAACCAGCAAAGAAAAAUGUGGGACCUGUCUCUAAGCUACAAGCUAACUAUCUGGAAAAACUCAUCCUAUCCUCAGGUGCUAAAUUUCUCUACACUUAAGAUUUGCUUUCUUUGCAGAAAUAUUCCUUCACAUUUAAAUCAUGUGUUACAUGUAUUCAUUUCCAGAACAAAAAUGCUAAACAUCUAAAACUGCACUCCUAUAAUCAUUUAUUUAGAAAUCCCAUGGAACUCCAUAGUGCUUUCGCUAACCUGCAAAAUGGUAUGGUAGUGGUUCAGUUUGUGUUGAGAGCUCUUUGCCAGUAUCUCAACUUACUUGUGUAACCUGAAUGCAUGAGAUGCUUAGUUGCUUGCUUUCAGCUUUAGAGGUGCCAGGAAGUAGUUUACAGGCUCCAAUCCAGACAUCUGAACAGCUCCCCAUCAGGAUCUAGAUCUGUUUACAUCUGGCAAGGAAUUAAACCUUAUAUCAAAAUGCAUGAACAGAAUUCCAUAGAAUAAAUAACACUAGAAAUAACAAAUGCAGCAUUUUAUGUGCAUAUCCUAUUGCAUGUUAUGUUUAAACCAAUAUUAUUAUUACUCUUUAUUAAAUUUAUAUACCUCAGGGCAGUUUACAGUAUAAAAACACACAACAUAAUAACAAAUGAAACAAUAACACCCCCCCCCACACACACACACUCAGUUUUAAAAGGCUAUACUGUAGAUUGUUUAAUUAGCCAAAGGCCUGGGGGAAAUGUUUUUUUUCUGGUGCCUAAAGAUAUGUAAUGAAGGCGCCAGGCAAGCCUCCCUGAGGAGAGCAUUCCACAGACCAGGAGCCACUGCAGGGUAUUGCCACCCUCCAUACCUGAUCACAGGGUUUGUGUCAGUUCAAAUGGAGAGAAGUGGUCCUUGAGGUAUUGUGAUCCUGAACUGUUUAAGGCUUUAUAGGUCAAAACCAGAACUUCAAAUUGGACCAAGAAGCUAAUUGACAGUCUGCAGUUGGGCAGUCUGCAGUUGUUGUAUGCUCAGACCACUUUGCCCUGAUGAGCCUUUGUUGUACAGAUUAUCUUCCUGAUAGUAAUAUUUUUUUAAUACAAUAUAGUGAUGGAUUUCAUUGCAGAAACAGAAAAACUGAAAAAGAAGCUCUGUCUUACACACAAUGGUGCCAUUUUUAUGUUGUGGAUAAAAUUUGACCUAAGCAGAUAUUCACUUUGCUGAGUAUAAUAAAACAGAGGUGGCAGACCAACAUGUUUUAAGAUGGAUCUCUUUGCAUCCCAAGUCCUUUAACUGGCAUUGAAUGAUUGAGCAUGUUUUUAAAAUGUUCUAAUAAUAAUAAUAAUAAUAAUAUAAUUUAUUAUUUAUACCCCGCCCAUCUGGCUGGGUUUCCCCAGCCACUCUGGGCGGCUUCCAAUAAAAUAUUAAAAUACAGUAGUCUAUUAAAUAUAAAAAGCUUCCCUAAACAGGAUUGCCUUCAGAUACAUAAUAAAAUACAAUCUGUUCGUUCAAGCUAUAGAUGUCAUACUGUAUAUCUGUCUUUCUGAAAGAAUGAUACCAAUAUUAUUAUUGUUGACCCAAUAAAAGAUUAUUUUAUCUUAGCUUUUUUUUCUGGAUUCACAUAAAAAUAACUGCCCAUGGAAGUAAUCAACAAUCGUAAUAUGUUACAUGCAACUGUCUGUUUCUGCAGGAAAAAAUCCAGGAUAUUUUUCCAGGACAAACCAUUCAAGACCUUGAGCCAGAGACUGCUUACUGCAUGAAAGCUAAAGUACAUAUGGUUGAUCACAAUUCUUUCAAUAGUCCAGACAUUUGUAUACAGACACCAAAAGGUAUUUAUUUUCUAUUGAUUUUAACAAUUCAAAUCUGUUCUAGUGUGCUGGGCGGGGGUGGGUGGGGAAUAAAUCUCCUUGAAGUGGGUAUUCUCUGGUCAGAAUCAAGCAGGAUGCUUCUUGUGCUUUCACAAGCACCUUCUCCCUGCUUUUUGUUUGUAAACAACAUGUCUUGCAUAAUAUUAGUGGCAUUUAUUUGUAUAAUACCGUGAAGCCCUGGGCAUGGUUUGUUGAGCAACUCCUGGGGUUCUGGUUUCAGAAGCUUCAUGACCUUUUGGUCCUGGCUUCUUUAUAAGAUUGGAGUUCCAAACUAUUAACGUGUAACAUUGUUCAUGAACCUAACUGGAUGGAUUGUUUGUAAAUUUUUCUUUCCUCCUUUUUAUAGCUUGGGCUGGUCUGCCUCGACCUGAAAAGCUCCAGGUUCACGCACUGAAUACAAACUUUGUUUUGCAUUGGGAUAAUAUGUACAAUGGAAACGUGAGCUUCAUUGUACAGUUUCUCAAGUAAGAAUCCUUGCCAUGCCUGUCUUCAGUCUUAGCUUUUUACAUUCCAUCUAAUUUAUGCUUAAAAAGCAAGCCUGAUAGGUAACUUAAGGAAGUUGUGAAGCUCUGAGCAGGAGCACUUGAGAAAAUGAGCAAUCUGCUUGGACCAGUUUGCAAACCAUUAUCUGAUGUGUGAGGAGCUUAAUUCUGCUUGGAUGGUAUCUCCCCCCAUCCCCAAGGGCCAAUUUUCACAGGUAUGUGGGCCAACCUACCUGCCAAGCACAUGAUGUCAGUAUGAUACUAGAGGAUAGGCAGGUGGGCUCCACCACAGGGGACCAAUGGGCCAAAAAGGUUCACCGCUAUGGGCUAUAUUUCUGAGGGGUUAUCCUUCCAUUGCAUGGGCUGGAACACUGCAAACCAAAGGAUUCAAGCAGGUCAUUGAUUGGGUGAAGUAUGUGGUGGUUACUUGCUGUCCCUUCUAUGAAAAGACGACAUAUUAAAUUGUCAAUUGUGUCAGAUCAAUUUGACUGCCAAGUCUGAUUAACCCUGCAAUCCCAUGCAGCUCACAUGAGGCUCAGUGGAGCUAACAUUCAAGUAAACAUCAACAGUUAGGAACUGUCUGCUGAUACAGGUAUUGUACUUAUUUAAUCAACCUUCUGUUGUUCUUAUAGUGGUUUUGAAGCACAGACGUCUCAUGAUAUCUCAAAAAACUGGCGUAGUGUAUCUGGAUGUGAACACGUUACAACCAAAUACUGUGAUUUAUCACGUUCCGUCAACUUCAUUGGAAUUUACUAUCUCCAAGUACAGGCUGUGAAUAGCCAUAGUAAAUCACCUUGGUCUAAAAUGCUAAAAUUUGAGCCUAUAGAAGACAGUAAGUGUCACCUUCUUCUGAUAUGCGUUAUCAUUUAUAGGUGCUGCUUUUUGUGUAUGUAUUUGUUAAUUUUUGCAAUCUUGUACAGCAGCCUAUACAUCAUCACAUUGUUACAUUUUCUUCUUGUAUGGUUAGAAAAGGUUAAGACCUUCACAACUUAUAGCUCACAACAGUUCGAAAGUUCAGCAAGCUCUACUGCUGUGCAACCUCUUGUGUACCACAAUGGCACCAGGGCCAUUGAAAUGAACUGGAGUUACCGUAUUUUUCGCUCUAUAAGACGCACUUUUUCCCCUCCAAAAAUGAAGGGGAAAUGUGUGUGCGUCCUAUGGAGCGAAUGCAGGCUUUCGCUGAAGCCUGGAGAGCGAGAGGGGUCGGUGCGCACCGACCCUCUCGCUCUCCAGGCUUCAGGAGCUAUCCGCUAGCCAUGGGAGACCCAGCUCUCCCACGGCUAGCGGAGACCUUGCCAGCACCCAGAAGCUUGGGGCGCGCUGAGCUCUGCACGCCCCAAGCUUCGGGAUUAGCGCAGCGCUCCGCUAGCCGUGGGAGAGCCGCGCGGCUCUCCCAGGGCUAGCGGACUGCUUGCCGGCACCCAGAAGCUUGGGGCGCGCUGAGCUCUGCACGCCCCAAGCUUCGGGAUUAGCGCAGCGGUCCGCUAGCCCUGGGAGAGCCGCGCAGCUCUCCCACGGCUAGUGGAGACCUUGCCAGCACCCAGAAGCUUGAGGCGCGCUGAGCUCCGCACGCCCCAAGCUUCGGGCUUAGCACAGCGCACCUGGGGGGGAAAUAAAAAAUUUUUUCCUUUAUUUCCCCCCCAAAAAACUAGGUGCGUCCUAUGGGCCAGUGCGUCCUAUGGGGCGAAAAAUACGGUACCUAUCACUAGUUCCUGGUGGCUGCUUGCUAAAACUCCCAGAUGUCCUCAAAAAUAUGUGUUUAGAUUUAGAACUUGCCCCCAGAACCAAUAGCAACAACAACAACAACAACAACAGUGUGUAUAUAUGUUGCAACUUAACAUACCACAGUAUCACAAUUUCCAUCAGUUAAUUCAUUUUACAUUCUACUGAAGCAGAGAUUUUGCCUUGUGCUCGAGCUUUAGUGACAGCGUUAUAUUGCAACAUGUUUUGUUGAAUUCAAAUGUUUUAACACAUUGUAUAACAUUGUUUUUAAGCUAAACUGGGCCCACCAAGUGUCAAGAUUAAUGCCAGUGAAAAUUCACUUAACAUUUUCAUUACUUCUCCUGGAGAAUCUGAAAAAAAUCUGAUGAGUAAACACUAUAAGAAGUUGAUUUACCAAGGUUGGUACUGGGCAGACUCUUCACCACAAGACAAGGUAAUGUAUUUUGGUUUUUUAAAAAAAAUAAAACAUAGAUAAAAGCAUGUAUUUAAAAAUUGACUCAUAAUGUAGCCCUCCUGUUCUUUCUCUAGGCCAUCUAUAACCCCUUCAGGUUUAUGCUGAAUAUGGUGUCUCUGGCUAGCUAAUUCCAUGUCAAAUGUACCUGUAUGUAGUGAAGUGCUCCAGCAUCAUACGAAAUACUAGACACACACUGUCCCAAAUGCACUGAGGGAUACCCAUCUGACACAGAUAGCUAAUCUCUGGCUAAUCCUACAGGUGUUUGAGAUUGAAAGAAUGCAUAGCUCAGCAACAUACAACAACCAGGCCUGCUGCAACUGGUUGGAGUAGUCAUAGGCACUAAGGUUCUAAGGAUCAGUGCCCCACGGGCACCUGUCAGUUGUUGCCAAGCCCUGGGCUGUAUGUUUUCUUGACCCUCAGUACAGUAUACCUGGAAUUUGCAGAGCCUAUAGUACAGCCAUAUAGUUGCACCCAAAGUCAGAAUGUCAGUCUUCAAGCUUUGUUUUCAAUAAGUGCUUGCUCUGGUUUACAUUGUUAUGUAUUUUGUUGUUGUUGUACAGAAGAAACUGGAAAAUAAAUCUUCACAAUUUAUAAUCCCAGACUUGAGCUCUUCUACUUUAUACUGCCUAAAAGUACAAGCAUUUGCUCCAGCGUAUAAUAAAAGUAGCGAGUUUAGCAGUGAGACAUGCACUAAAACUGCCAAAGGUAUGAAAUACUUAUUUUUAGUGUUUGAUUUUUUAAAAAAUGAUACAUUGCUUUGUAUUUUUAAAAAAAUCUAAAGUGAUGUGUUUUUCUGAAAUUCUAUGUUGUACAAAAAAACAACAAUUCCGUAUAAAACCAUAAAACAGGAGUAUGUAUACAAUCCAAUCUCUUGGUUGUAUAUGCAGGCAACAUCACCAAUUUUUAACGUUUGGUUUAGAAUAUAUUAACCUUGGCUCAUGUUUGAUUAUUAGUGGUAUUAUUACCGCUAGUGGUAAGAUUUAUACCCUGCCCUUAUUACAUUAUCAAUACAGAUUAUGUAUAUAACUAUAUGAAGAAUAGAACACAAAUUUGUAAGCUUAGUUCAAGUAACUGAACAGAAGUUAAUUGUAAACUAAGAUUGGCACAUUGGGAUAAUUAUGAAAAAUAUCCCAAAAGCAUGUACUUUUUAUUUAACAUGGAAUGUUUACAAAGAAAGAUUGACAAGGAAAGGUAUCUUAUAUGUAAAGCAUGCAUAAAACCAUUUUUACUUUUACUGGAACCAAUUUAAUUUUUGAGGUUUUGUAUAGGGGAGAGUGAGCAAGUGCGCUAUAUCUCCAUCUCUCCCCCCUUCACAAAAUCUUUUCUCGCCACAACAACUUUCCAAGUGCCAUAAGUUUAAGUUGCUGGCUUUAAAAAUAAGCUUAAGAAAGUGGUUAUUGCAGAAGUUUUUUCAAUAUAUAACUCAUUUUAAUUUCUUUUUCUUUGUAGGAAAAUCUUUAUAUCCAGUCAUUUUUAAAGUCUUUGGAAUUACUCUUGGCGUUAUUGUUUCAAUAGUGGUCUUAGUUGGUGUUGUGUAUUAUAUACGCAAGCAGAUCAAAUAUGCAUUCUUUCCAUCAUGCCAUCCUCCACUGAUCAUAGAGGUAUGUAUAUAUGGCUUUUAUUGCUUUGCUAUUUGCAGUAGUAAAAUUAUAGGACAAGUAUUCUAGAAAUCACAUCAUGGGUGCUUAUUAUGUAUGCAGUGCUUACAAUAAGCAUACAUUUGCCAUUUACAGAGAGAGAAAGAGAAUGUGUGCGCGAACUGAGAUAUUCCCAGUGUUCUUCUUAACAGAUAGGUUGUUGCAGGCUCAAAAAUGGCAUGCGUGUACCUGGAGUUCCUCUUCAUGCAAGGAGCUCUGGACUGGGGUGUAUAUAUUGCAUUACCCUUGAAUAUAUUGUGUAGUGCAUCUGCCUGACAUAUUACUUGGGACAUCCUAUAGAUCUAUAGGAUGGGUAUAGAAAUGGCAUUUUUAUUAUAUCUUGCUGUGUAUAACAUCCAAUAGCAGCUGGCGUGGCUGUGCUGUUUUCUCAUCUCACCGAAUGUGAAAGUUGACUUGCCCUUAUUGAGACAGAGAGGAGCAAGGCAGCAGGAAUGUGGUGCAGGCACAGUGCAGACACAGCAGCAGAAGCAUCGGAUUGGUUCCACUGCAGCAGCAGCACUGCACAGGGAUCCUGCUGCCUUGCUCUUCUCCCUCUAUUGACUACAGUGGGUCUAUUCUAUUAAUAACAUCGGAUAUCACACAAUGCAUUCAAUAAUGUAUUUACAGCAUGAGUGCAGAACUUCCGGCCCAUAGGUGUUUUCAUUAUUUAAAUGUACAUGUCGACCUUCCUUCUAAAGUAGCCUGGAGCCAUAAACACACAAUGAUAAAACUUUCCAGACAAAUCAUAUGGAAACACUUUUCACAUAGUUGUCUCUGAAAAACUUGCUUCUCAUCUAAAGUUCUGAGUAGUGAUGCUGAGCCUGAGGACUUUGCUGUUAUGUAGUGGACCUCUUUCUUGUAUAGGAAUAAACAUCAAAUAGACCCAUUAUUCUUGACAAAUAGGAUUUUUUGGGGGAAAUACUUUAGACAUUUUGUUAAUGCACUUGUCCAUCCUGUAUAACACCCCCUACCCUGGAUUUAGACUCCUUACAUUAUUUUAGUUUUUCCUCUUUUGUUUAAUGUAUAAUAACAAUAGUUAAUAAUAAAUAAUAAACAAUAAUUGGCCUAAUUACUGGCAUAGGUGCCAGUUUUGCCUGCAAGGUGACACCCCCCCCAAUUAUACCCACCUCUCUCAUACCUGAAAUCUUAUGUGAUAUCAGGUGAGGGGCAGGUGGAAAUGUGGCUGUCAGUGCAUAAUCAUAGAAUCUUAGAGUUAGAAGGGACCCAAGGGUCAUCUAGUCCAACCCCCUGCAAUUCAAGAAACUCAGCUAAAGCAUUCAUGAAAGAUGGCCAUCCAACCUCUGCUUAAAAACCUCCAAGGAAGGAGAGUCCACCACCUCCUGAGGGAGCCUUAAAGGGUACUUCCAGUUGCACAUUAGGGAUUGAAAGUAAACCUCUCUUGCCAAUCAGCAGAUAGGCACUGAUCUCAGGCUCCCUGGGAACAGCUACACCAAUCUUUGAAAAGGCUUGCAAAAGAGCCUUGCUCAGCGCAACAGCCUAUUACCUGCUGUCACUGUGACUUUGGGUGAUUGACGGGUGGGCACCCUGGCUGUUCGUACGUCAGAAGGCUUUUCCAAGGAAUCAGCACUUGAGUAAUAAUGCACAUGGCUGUUGCCAAUUUAGUCAAUGGGCUACAAGCUGAAACCAGAUUCAUCCUUCACCACAUAGCAGUCAGCGUGUACAGUCUUGUAUUGCAGCCUGAGCACAACUCUUUCCUGUACUAAUUCCUUUUGCCUCCAUUGUGUCUUUUUACCACUACUUCUCUCUUGUCAAAUUCCCCCAAAGUGCCAUUGAAAGAAGCAGCUGUUACCAGAAACAGAAGCUGCACAGUUAACUUCCCCGUCUCCCACUAGGACAUCUAGGAGAGCUUAACUUGUAUACUGAUGUUACAAAAUUCUAAGUAUCACUUUCCUGCAUCUAACUGAUUGUCCACAUCUCUACUUGUGUCAUAUCAGUGACUGGAGGGGUACGGGGAGGUGUCAAAUGUUGUGACAUCAGGGCACAUGUUAGGAGCCAUUAUGGAUGGGGAAGCAGAAACUAAAUAUGUGGGUACAAACUUUGGUGUGGACAGCCAUGCAUUAGACAUAAUGUGUACCGUGGUUCUAAAUCGCUUGUUCCUAGAUCUCAGACUGUAUUCUAGUGACUGGUGUUGCCUGUUUAAUGCUUCAAAGAAGGGGUUUUAUUAUCUUUUUCAGUGUUUCAUAUGCCAACCAUACCCUCAUCCUUAAUAAAUAUUAAUAGUACAUUAUUCUAACCAAACACAACAGCUUUCUAUAGCGCCCUAUAUGUAGACAUCAGUAGUUCUCAUUACUUUCUGUGUACUUUCCCACCUGCAGAACAUUGAAGGAAAAGAUUUGCGCAGUUCGUACUUGCUAACUUCAGAAGAGCCAACAGAAAAUUGUGUUGUCAUAGCUGACAGUAGCAUUCUAAAUGAAGUUGAUCUGACCGACUUUAAAGACCAGAAAGAGCUGGAAGAGAUCAGCCAAGACUCAGGAAACUAUUCCAAUGAUGAUGGUAUCUCUAGGACUAAAGACUCCCAUUUAAUCCAAGAACAGAAAGCAGAAUAACUCUGUAAAAUAAUGGCUAGAAGCCAUUAUUAUGGGUAGAUGAGGGGGUUGCAUAAAUAGCAACUUGCAAUUUAUGCAUCUUGCUGUUAGCUUCCAUAUAAGAAAGACUUUGUGCCAAGACAUGACCUGACAGCUGGUUCUUGCACCAUAGAUUUUGAGUUUUGUGUAUUGCUAUUGGCACAAAGGCUCAGGUAUGGAGAACACUUGAUUUCACUACCAAAAUGUUUACUUCAUUUUGACGAGAAGCUGGUGCUUAAAUGAAGUUUACAAACAUGUAAUAUAUGUUUGUGUGUGAGUGUGUAUGUUAAAUACAAAAAAACAUCCUAAGACAAUCCUAAAGCUAGACUUUACGACUGUGGAUGCUGUGUUGGCUGAUAAAGCAUAAAUAACUGUGAGGAUUACUGAACAUUUAUAGGUUACAGCAGAGUAACACAGACUACAGCAGUUUCGAAAUGUACAGUGGUGCCUCGCAAGACGAAAUUAAUCCGUUCCGCGAGAGUCUUCGUCUAGCGGUUUUUUCGUCUUGCGAAGCAAGCCCAUUGACGGAUUAGCGCUAUUAGCGCUAUUAGCGGUUUAGCGGCUAUUAAAGGCUUAAAGGCUUAGGGGAUUAGCUGCUAAAAGGCUAUUAAAGGCUAUUAAAGGUUUAGCAGAUUAGAUAAAGGGGGGGGAAAGCGAAAAAAAAAUCUCAAGACUCACAAGGUAUUUUUGUCUUGCGAAGCAAGCCCAUAGGGGAAUUCGUCCUGCGAAGCAACUUCAAAACGGAAAACCCUUUCGUCUAGCGGUUUUUCCGUCUUGCGAGGCAUUCGUCUUGCGGGGCACCACUGUACUGACAGGAUGGCUUUUCACAGGGAAAUAAUUUUUGCUAUAACCAAACGCAUGCAAAUAUUGUUACCAUGUUGUUGACUUUAGGUGACUGACAGAGCACAGUCUUAACACAGUCUCUGUGUUGUAUUUCAUUGUUUAUGUGACCUUAUUCAAGAUCACAUAUAGUCUAGCCAGUAUUAGUUUAUAUUCAAAACAGAUAAAGGGUUUCAGCCACGUGGAUACUUUGGAGAGUAAGUGUAAAAUGUCUUUCUCUCAAUGGUGGUCACACUUACUAUAUCCUUCAGAAUUUAGAUAUUUGCCACCUACAUUUUUUGUUUGCCGUAUGUUAAAAACAUGUUGCCUGACCAUUAGUGCAUUUCAGUUUUAAUGCAAAUAAAGCAAACUCCUUUUGAGAAAGGUUUUUUUUAAAAAAAGAAAAAGUCUUACCUACAAUUUAGUUGUAAUGAAAAGUACAAAAAAUCUUAGAAACUAAGUCUUGGAGAAUCAAAAAAGUCAAAUGGUAAUUAGGGGGUCACCAAUAAAUACUUGAUUUGGGGCAAGGAAAUCACUAGCCAACUCUCAAAAAGUUAAGACUUUUUUUAUAGAAUGAGCAGAGACAUCCCUAGUUAAAUUACUUUCUGGGAACUAGUGUAGUUUUUACUGUGAUUUCUUCAUUUAGUCCUUGCCAACCAGGGAAACAAACGGCAACUACUGACCAGGCCUUCAGUAUUUCUCAGAAUAUAUUUACUUUCCAACGUGUUUCCUUUUUAUAGGAUGAUGAAAAUUAAUAUAUACUUGGGGGGAAAUGGGAACACAACGUUUGUGAACAAGAUGGAUUUGUUCUGAUAACUACUCUCACUAGCAUCCUCCAAUAGCAAUGUGAGAAAUGAAAGCAUUUUCACUCGCAUUAAGAGUGUGCCCAAAUUUAGUUGGUCUGUAUAGGUGUCUAGCAAGCUAAUUCUUAUGAGAAUGUGUGACUGCAAUUAUUGCAAUCCAUUGCUACUGUUAUUUCAGUUAGUUUGUACAGUUCAGUUUCACAAUUCACUAUCCUGUUUAGAAGUGUCCAAAUGGUAGCAUAGCGUUGUUUAUUCAGUGUUAACACACCAGUGUACUUAGCCCCAUCAGUGAAUACCUGUUUUUGCUGAAAUGUGAGUUCCUAAGGCGCAGUUAUACUGGUGUCAUCUGGCUGUUCUUCUGAGUAGAUGGCUAGCUGAUGUGGGGAGUAGAGAAAAUGUUUACAAACUCCAUUUACCAGUAGAGCUGGGACAAAAGGGGGUCCGCACAGUGCUUAGGUGCAGGCCCUCAUUUAGCUUUAUGUUUGAUUUUGGGGGAUGUGUGUAUAAGCAGCAUUGCAACAGGUCACCUACCUAGCAUAUUAUCACCCAACUGUCUUGGUAAAAAACAAAACAAAAAUGCCUUUGUGUAAAUAGUUGCUUUUUUUAAGUGAAGUGUGUAUGAUGAUUGUAUUGCAGUAUUAACUGUUGCUGAUAGUUAAUGGAAACUAAAUUAGGUGACCUUGGAAGGUCAGAAUGUAAGUGUGUGGGUGGGUGAGAGAGAGAGAGAAUUUGGCAUGCCUGCACCAUCUGUUUUCAGGUAGACGCCUCCUUUCCACAUAUAAUGUGGAGACAGGGGCUUGAUAUGUUUUCUAGAAGGUAUGAAUGGCUGGGGAAGCAAGUAUAUGCUUACAUAUGUUUAUAUGUGAAAUAACUCCAUGUUCUGACUAUGGAUGUCAGGUAAUUCCAACAGAAGCAGGAGUGGAAAUUGCCAGUUUGCUUUUUUGUCCCCUGUCCAGAACAGAAAUCAAUCCAGCAAUCAAUGUUCACUGUUGUUGCUGUUUCAGUCCACAAAUGAUAUAUACUUUAUCACUGUUUUUCCCAUUUACAUGGCAUUUCUUUUACAUUGAACUGAAUAGUGUGGAAUAACAUAAUAAGAUCAGAAUUAAUUAUGUAAAAUUGCACCAGAACAGACAGCAAAACAAGUAACAGUGGAAUGAAUGAAUCUUUACUUGCAUCAGCUACCAGCCAUAGGAAUAAAAACAAACAAAAUGCAGUAUACAGAGGAUAAAGGUAAAAAAAAAUCAGUUAUAUAAACAUUUUUGGGGGAUUUGGAUCAAUAGUCAAAUAGUGGAUCUUAUUCUAAUUGCCCUGGCUAAGAACCGUGCAACCUUUGCUGUCACUUGCUCCUCUUGGUCUGCUAACAGAAACUACUCUGUGGCAGUGGUUGGGAGACCUGGAAUGGAUAAUAAUAGAGGGGUGAUAACUUCACUCCUCAAAUCAAGUAAGUGCAGAAGCCUAACUGCAGCAGUGCAUGUGAUGAACAAGUUCUGAAGAGAGCAUCCUGAAAUGGUCCUGUCAAAAGUAAGGAUGUAAGGAGUCAGCCAUUUCCAUCCUGUCUUCAGUUCAUUGAAAUCAAUUCUUUUCCCAUUCUGCUACAUUUCAGCUUUCGCUAAAACCUAUCUUCAUCUCGCUAACCACUAUGGCCAAAACUAAUGUAAUUAAUUAGGUAAUUGAUUAUGUAAUCAAUUUCAGUGAAAGGAAAAGGUCAAAAACAAUUCAGAAAAUAACAUAAUUAUUUACAUAAUGUUUGCAGAUUAAGAAAAGAACAAUAGCAAACAUAACUCAUAUUCACAUUUCUGUUACUGACCAACAAACAUGCAACUUGCAGCAAUUUCUGCUUCCACUUCUGUUUCUGGUGGAAUUCUCAGACAACCAUAGUGUAAAGGGCUCACUUGUGUUCUGGCAUGUAUGUCAACGGGAUUUUAUUUCUGUUGUGUUACUAGGGUUGCACUAUCGACCAAGAAACUAUAAUGCCUAAACCAAGUUUCCCAUGCUUAUUUAAUCCUAAAGAUGCUGAUAUGUAGUGCCUUUUAAAGUUAAAAAGUGUGAAGUCCUUCAAUCCUGAUUUGUAUGGUACUCUAGUCUUUAUUUAAUCUACUCCAUCAUAGCAAAAAAUAUUUAUUCAUACUUCCUCGUAUUGAACUCAAUGGGACUUGAGUCUGAGAAGGCAUUUGUAACACUGUGCUGUAUCCCCACCCCCACCCCGUGUCUUUCUUACUUGUUGGGUUUAUAGUUAUCUCAGGACUUAAAACAGGAAAUACAUCAGAUUUGAAACCAACUUGCUGUAAUAACUAAACCCACAUGAUGCAUGACUCAUAGUCUCACCUAUCCAUAGAUGCUGUUAUGACAAGCAACAAUCAGUGCUAUUCCUCUGCACGCAUAACUGAUUAUUUUUUAUGUUUCCAUGUAUUGAUACUUUGUGGACAUUGUAUUGCAUUUAGAUGUGGAGUGGAACUCCUCUGCAGUGUCCUUAAGUUCAGUGAGCAAUUGUAUCUGAUUGUGAGGAUAAAGAAAUCUGAAGAUGUACUGUUAAAAUCUAUAAAUAUAACAUAUUAAGACUCUGUGUUUUGUUUUUUUACCCUAGUGGAAUUUUUAUCCUGUUACAAUGUACUCCACUUUUCUAUUACGGCACUUAAGAUGUCAACUUGGUAAGAGUUUUAUUUAUAAGGAAAUUUGUGUUGAUAAAUAAAGAAAUAAUGCCAGAUACAUCCAAUUCUGCUCUGAUCUUUGUUCCAGGCAAGUGGGCCGUUGUAACUUGAUCAACAUAUGUGACACAAUCUCUCAUAGUUUAAAUUUAAAAUCAGCCUGUACCAGGAAAUGAGGCUUUUCAGGGGCCAACUGCAGCCCUGCAGGCCUCUCUUUAUUUGGUGGUUGGGACCCUCCCCAGACCACCCCACUUCUUCACCAGUCCUGUUUUGCCACCUCCUUGAGUGUGCGUACCUGGCUAGAAUGUAUCCUGGAACACUGAUUAUGCUUCUUGUUUGCCUGGAUGGAGAAUAGAGAGGGAUGUUUACACCUGUCCCAUCCACUUUUGGUCCUCACCUGGUGCACCACUGGCCUAUGCCUCUAGAAGGUUGUCUAUAAGAGAAUGUAGCAUUUGGGCUGAGAGGGGUUCCCCACCCCCCUGGUCUAUACCUAUAGUAUGAACAUAUAAUGCAACUUCUCAGGAACUAUAUACCACAAGUCCCAGGAAAAAGCUACCCUAGAACCAUUCUCUAGGCUAGUUUGGAGAAGCAAACACAUCCUGCCCUGCUUGUAGUCUGGGGCUUAACAAUCCCAGAAAAGCGUUAUCACAGGUUUCUACUGUAUAUGUAGCCUGAAACUGCCAGCAGUAAGAGUGAUGAUCUUGUAGCACAGCAAAACUACGUAGAUUUUUAGCUCCUCAGGAUGGACAAAUGCAUUGUGGCAGAAUCUGACAUUGCACAUAGGGUGAUACAUAGGAAAAAGUUACACAAAGCAUGAGUACAUCCAUGUCAACGUGACCAUAACCACCGCCUUGCACUAGGGCAAUAACUAAAGCGUUACAGUGGAAUACAAAUAUGAGAAACCUACACCGAGUAGACAAAACCGGGCUGUCUUGUAGAAUAUGUGUUACAAUGACACAAAAAGGGAAGGAGAAUGGAAAACCUUGAAACAGAAGCUGGGAUCAGGAGGAUGGGUUGAACAGUUGAAAUGAAAGAGGAUGGGGGCAAGAGACAGGACUCCUCCUUUCAGUUCCUAUCCUCUCAAGUAAACCUCCGUUUCAAUAUAAUAAAAUGAUAAUUUGCAAGGUCCAUCUUCUGCUCACUCCUGAAUGUUCUGUGUCCAAGAGACAUAGGUUCCUCUGCUGGGCUCACCUCUCCAGGCUCACCCCCCUCUGGCAGAGACACCCCCCCCCAUUUUUGAUGACAGUCUCUGCAACAGCUGUGGGGUGCUUGAAGAUGGCUCUACCUUGGUUGGCCAUCUUCCACAUCCAACUCCAUGCUCGGUUUUAAAUAGAGAUGCACAGGUAACUCUACCAGUCCCCCUUCUACAAAUAAUGAGGUGGGAGAGCAUGUCAGUGGCCUACGCAGGUCACUGAACAGACUGAGGAAAGAAGGUAUGAAAUGCAAUGAGGGGCCACACGAGGAGCAGUUGCUCUUGCCACGACUGCUUUCUUUACUGCAUCUGGAAGCUAUUGGAAGCGUCUCCAGGAAUUUAGAACCAGCUAGUGCAGGUGUGAGGAACCUUUCAGGUGCUACUGAACUACAACUCUUGGCCAUGCUUGAAGGGGCUGAUGUAAGUUGGGUUUCGCAACAGCUGGAGCACCAAAGUUGGAGCUAGUGCAAGGGUUUCUCACAGCAACCACAUGUUGCUUGUGUUGUGUAAAAUGCACACCACAUAUGUGGUUGCAGAAUAAAGUGAAAACAUACAUUUUGCCUUUUUUAUUCCCACUUUCACUUUCUCUAGUCUCCAAAUGAUUUGA
Podarcis lilfordi (Lilford's wall lizard) is the source of this 22043-nucleotide messenger RNA. NCBI's taxonomy places the organism in Eukaryota, Metazoa, Chordata, Lepidosauria, Squamata, Lacertidae. The record is from the annotation of a GenBank genome assembly.